AUGAAGAAAUUCGACGGCCAGUACGACCGUCGGCCAGCAAGUAGAGCUGUUUUCGACCGAUUAGGGGCACAAAGCCCCAGUACCUCGGCGGGCCAUAAAGACGAAGCCGCUCCUAGGCAGGUGAAGACUUUCAAACCACCGGUCGUACGGGAUGACCGUUGGUAUCAUGCAUGA
This is a messenger RNA of Prunus armeniaca (apricot), 174 nucleotides long. The record is from the annotation of a GenBank genome assembly. Lineage: Eukaryota; Viridiplantae; Streptophyta; Magnoliopsida; Rosales; Rosaceae.